ACGACGACGACGACGGAGAGGUUCCGAGCUGCCGUCAUUCUACGUUUGAUUGAUGCGAGAAUAAGAACAAUCGGAGGUGAGAAGGUAGUUAAUCCCGAGGCGGUGGUUUGAUUCCAGGUUCCGCAUUAGAGAGAGAGAGAGAGAGAGAGAGAGAGAGGAGCAUGGGCGACGGCGGCGGCCGCGCCGGCAUGUUGGCGAAUUCGAAUUCAAACCACAGUGGCGGCGGCGGCAGCAACAAGCCGGAGUGGCUCCAGCAGUACGAUCUGAUCGGCAAGAUCGGCGAAGGGACCUACGGCCUGGUCUUCCUCGCCAGAACCAAGUCCCCUAACAACCGCGGCAAGUCGAUCGCCAUCAAGAAAUUCAAGCAGUCUAAGGACGGCGACGGCGUCUCCCCCACCGCCAUCCGCGAAAUCAUGUUACUGAGGGAAAUUUCUCACGAGAAUGUGGUGAAGCUUGUCAAUGUACACAUCAAUCACUCCGAUAUGUCGCUCUACCUGGCGUUUGAUUACGCCGAGCAUGAUCUCUAUGAAAUCAUUAGACAUCAUAGAGACAAAGUUAACCACGUGAUCAAUCAGUAUACUGUAAAGUCACUGCUCUAUCAACUGCUCAAUGGACUGAAUUACCUGCAUAGCAAUUGGAUAAUUCAUCGUGAUCUAAAGCCGUCUAAUAUCUUGGUCAUGGGUGACGCGGAGGAACAAGGAGUGGUUAAAAUUGCUGAUUUUGGACUUGCAAGAAUAUAUCAGGCACCCUUGAAGUCAUUGUCUGAAAACGGGGUUGUGGUAACCAUAUGGUAUCGUGCACCAGAAUUGCUCCUUGGGGCAAAGCACUACACAAGUGCUGUCGAUAUGUGGGCUGUUGGGUGCAUUUUUGCUGAACUUUUGACUUUGAAGCCAUUAUUUCAAGGGGCAGAAGUCAAAGCUACACCAAAUCCUUUCCAGCUUGAUCAACUUGACAAGAUUUUCAAGGUUCUAGGCCAUCCUACACUAGAAAAGUGGCCAACACUUUCACAUCUUCCACAUUGGCAACAAGACCUACAACACAUUCAAGGGCACAAGUAUGACAAUACUGCACUCUAUAGUGUAGUUCACCUCUCUCCAAAAAGUCCUGCAUAUGACCUCCUAUCGAAGAUGCUUGAAUAUGAUCCUCGGAAGCGUAUAACAGCAGCACAGGCCUUAGAACAUGAAUACUUCCGUAUGGAACCUCUACCAGGACGCAAUGCAUUGGUAGCCAGUCAAGGGGAAAAGCCAGUGAAUUACCUUACUCGUCCAGUUGACACAACUACAGACUUUGAAGGGACAACCAGCCUGCAACCUUCACAACCGGUAUCGUCUGGAAAUGCAGGAGGCAUGUCAGGUGCUCAUGUAGGGAUGAACAGAAGUAUGCCCAGGCCAUUAAUUAACAUGCCAAGAAUGCAGCCCCAGGGUGUGACUGCUUAUAAUCUUCCAACACAGGCAGGCAUGGGUGGUGGAAUGAAUCCUGGUGGUAUCCCUAUGCAGCGGGGUGUUGGUGCCCAGGCCCAUCACCAACAACAGUUGAGAAGGAAAGAUCCAGGAAUGGGGAUGACUGGUUACCCUCCGCAGCAGAAAUCAAGACGUUUCUGAAGCUCAUUGCAUCUGAUUAUAUUUGUUUGGCAUUGUAUCUCUGGAAGCUCAUGCAGGUUCCCGGAGUCAUGCAUAGGACAUGAGUUCAAUCAUUUACACCUGACUUGUGGCAUGUCUCAAUCUAUGGACCCAGCCGUCGUGUUGACAUGAUUGAUGUGAUCGUAUUUAUACCGUUUGAUGUCUUCCAAACUUCAAACAUUGAGGACAAAAGGACCGCCGGUUUUUUCUUAUUAUGUCAGGCGGAAUGUUGUAGUGUACGUUUCACGUUUUUUUAAUUCUUGGCCCCUCUGGUUAUUGCAGUUGGAUAAAAGUUUCCCAGACACUGCAAUGUUGCCUGGGCUACUGUUAUAGGCCAGCGUUGGUCACUAAUUAUGACUUGAUUUCUGUGCAAGUUUGUAGCUAAGCAAGCCCAAGAAUUGUCGCUAGACAAGAUUGGAUUACUGCCACAUCGAAGCAUUUUAGCAUCCUCACCAGUAGAGAAAUUGGAUUGGAGGAUUGUAGGGUAAUAAAGACUGCUGUUUGAUGAGAAUCUCAUUAACUGGGACUGGAGAUUUGAUUCAUGUGUAUGUUGUAUACAUGAAAUAUAUAUAUUUGGACUUUGGGCAAAA
Molecule: messenger RNA, 2209 nt
Organism: Argentina anserina (silverweed cinquefoil)
Lineage: Eukaryota; Viridiplantae; Streptophyta; Magnoliopsida; Rosales; Rosaceae
Product: cyclin-dependent kinase E-1
Exons: 16
Coding region: 162-1601 (479 amino acids)
Biological process (GO): protein phosphorylation
Cellular component (GO): nucleus; mediator complex
Molecular function (GO): ATP binding; protein serine/threonine kinase activity
Source: RefSeq, a predicted model, not a curated record